Molecule: messenger RNA, 1602 nt
Organism: Aspergillus piperis CBS 112811
Lineage: Eukaryota; Fungi; Ascomycota; Eurotiomycetes; Eurotiales; Aspergillaceae
Exons: 6
Coding region: 1-1602 (533 amino acids)
Source: RefSeq, a predicted model, not a curated record
AUGUCCGUCUUGGAUAGGGUAGCCUUCAACAUACUCUUCAGGGAUCAGAAGAAAAGGCUUGAUCAAUUCCUUCGCACUACCACACCGGAUUCUGUGCUUUCACAGCUACAUACCUGUCUACUCCAAGAAGAAAGCACCACAGUGACACCACGGGAUAUCUUUUACACAUAUAGCAUUCAAGGCUCGUCCCAGGAGCAGCCUUACUGGACGAAAAAGAGCUUUCAAAGUUGCCUUGCUAGGAAUCAUCCGGAUACCACCAUCCCGCAGACAGCUAUUGAUGUCCUCUGGUCUUGCUUCUGCUUCUAUGCCUAUCACCCGUUCCCACUCAUCGGAGCAGACGACAGAAAGCUAGAGCUGCCAGCCUUUGAGCGUGCGCUGAUCCUGCUCUCUCUUCAAGGCACAAAGCUUCUCGGGAUCGAAGACGACGGCUUCGGUCGUCGCUGGGGGACUUUCCGGGAGAAAUGUAACUGCAGAGUUAGGAUUAAUCGGAUCUUUCGAAGCAUCGGCCUCGGUAGUUCUCAGCCAACUUCACCUCCACACGCCACUAGUUUCGACACCCUCGUUACCGAAGAUGUUAUCGAUGCUAUGCUUACAAUAUGUCCUUCCCAUCCCAAAUUGUCUGCAGACCCCGAGAAGCUGACGCCGCUGGCGGAACGCUUACUCGAAGGGAGGACAAUCCAGUUUCAGAUGAAGGUCAAAGACUUGGCUCAUUUACUCUGCCUGAUCAUGAGACUAAGAGUCUACAGAACGACUUGGGGUCGCGGCUUUCACUACGGUUCCUUGGAAGAGCCUAGCCCAGAGAAGGAAGAACUGGCUAACAUCCUGGCCCAAUCAUUCAGCCAUGACCAGGACGAGUCCCUGUCCCCUGACUUGGUUCUCGAGGCUCUGGGCAUUUUGCCAAAUCUAGAGCAAUGGUUCCAUCAGCUUUGGGCAACACUUUUCCAACCUUCCCUGCCCACCGAGUUAUCAACUUUAGAGACGGAACCAUCCCCAGAUUCCAUUUGGGAUGGACUCCUUCGUGCAGUCUCAUUGUUCGUCCCACCGUAUGAGGCGCAUCAGAGAACCGAUUUGCAUCGAAAGACUAAGCCGAUCGUCUUUUCCAAAUGUCAUGACUCGACAGACAGGUUUGAUCUGGGCGAUGUAUUACAGCAUAUUCGUCAUGACGAUCCGAAGCAUCGGUCGCAUCUUGUACUUCUCCUGGGACACCAAGGCCAGGACUCGACGAGAGUAGUUGUGGGGGCAUUCUUCUCUGGCGAUACGCAGUCGCCUGCUGCAAACGAGGAAAGGGAGAGUAUCGCCCUUCCGCGCCUUCUCUUCCAGCUUCAGCCAAGCUUCGAUCUCUUUCACUUGGGUGGAAAGGGCAUCAGGGCUUUAAUGCCCGUAAAUGAAAGUGACACAGAAAAGACGGACUAUCAUAAUUGCUUGGGGGAACUCGCUCAAUCGAAGGUGGGAGUGAGGAUUGACCCUGCCACCAGUCACGCUACCUUUUUCCGGGGCAAUAAUCCGGCCAGGAAUCGGGUAUCAGGACCGUAUGAAAAGGUUAUGAUGGUAUGGAAGGAAGAAUAUGCUUCUCCCACGAGUUCUGCUACAAGUCUAGACUGA